Messenger RNA from Fusarium graminearum PH-1, 1103 nucleotides. RefSeq lists its product as uncharacterized. NCBI's taxonomy places the organism in Eukaryota, Fungi, Ascomycota, Sordariomycetes, Hypocreales, Nectriaceae. The record is from RefSeq and is a predicted model, not a curated record. The transcript is spliced from 3 exons. Bases 145 to 951 code for a protein of 268 amino acids.
CUAUCUCCAUAACACUUGCGUCUCUCAUCAUCCACAAUCUGUUUUACAUUAUACCCUACUUGCACUCAAGAUACCCUGCCAAGACUCAACCAUACCUCAACUCUACCUACACAGUACUCACGUCACACAAACAACUAAACCACAAUGGAGACCAUCAACAACCUCACUGCUACUGCCUCCAAAGCCAUCUGGGGCGAGAACCAGACCGGCAACAAGGAGCCUGUCUCUGGAGUCAAGGGUGACACUGCUCGCGGCGAGCCCUACGAUGCCGGCAACCUGGAAACCCCACAGCAAGAGAAGGUAGCCGAGAACUUCAACUACGGACAGGAGAACACAUCCGGACUUGGACGAGAAGACCCUGUCUCUUCAACAUCAGCAACUACUUCAUCUGCAGUCCCAGCUCCCGCCGCAGCCCCCAACCACUCAAAGGACACCACUGCUGAGCAAAACGAUACCCGCACCCCAGAGCAGGCCGACAAGGGUAACAAGGAUCUCCACGAUGUAGACGACACCUCUGAAGGUACCGACGCCAAGCUUGGCGAGGGACCUGGCCCCCGUCCUAUCGAGAAGCUCGCCAAGGACUUCGGCGGCGAUGCAGGCAAUGUCCCUGUCGAAGGAGCCUCCAGCAAGCCCACUGAAGUCGGCUCGGGUGCUGGCGAGUCAUCCAGCUCAGAGAACCAGCCCCACGACCCCAAAGAGGAUGAAUAUAUCACUGCCUCCGGAUUCGCUGCUGACGGUGGCGACUUCGACGCUACCAAGCCAGGCGCUGGACGCGAAGCCGAUCGACUCAUGGAGCAGAAGGGUGUUCACCUUGGUGAGAGUGGUAGCUCAGAGCCAACCUCGCAUACCGAGUCACACUCCAGCAGCAAGCACCACGGUAGCUCUACCGAGGAGAAGAAGGACAAGCCUAGCCUCGGCGAGCGUAUCAAGGCCAAGCUUCACAAGCACUAAAUGUCCGAUUGGCAGAUCGGUGCAAGGAACAUGUAGAGAUUAAUGACGGAAAAUGAUAUCCCAAACGGCUUAUACCAUGGAAUUUAUAUUUAGGCGCUAUUCGAAUGCGUUGUCUCUCCUAUUAGCUACGCUAUCUAUUCAAGUAAUUGACG